Molecule: messenger RNA, 658 nt
Organism: Sciurus carolinensis (gray squirrel)
Lineage: Eukaryota; Metazoa; Chordata; Mammalia; Rodentia; Sciuridae
Gene: Pam16
Product: presequence translocase associated motor 16
Exons: 5
Coding region: 137-592 (151 amino acids)
Biological process (GO): protein import into mitochondrial matrix
Cellular component (GO): TIM23 mitochondrial import inner membrane translocase complex
Source: RefSeq, a predicted model, not a curated record
CUCCGGCCGUGCAGAGGGCGCGCGUGCGGCGGGAAGCAGGGGCGGGGGCGGCGGCCGGGAGACGCCGCCAGGCAGAGGGCAGCGCGCACCUGGCCGACGCACGCGCCGUCCGUGCGGUCGCCGCCAGCUUAGCCCGAUGCGAGCGAGCCCCCGCGGGCCACCGGAGGGAGCAUGCGCACACCUGUCCCGCGGAGGCCUCCCGGGGAACUUUGAAAAGGCCAAGUACCUGGCCCAGAUCAUCGUGAUGGGUGUGCAGGUGGUAGGCAGAGCCUUUGCUCGGGCCCUGCGGCAGGAGUUUGCAGCCAGCCGGGCAGCAGCUGAUGCCCGAGGACGAGCUGGGCACCAGUCUGCAGCUGCAUCCAACCUUUCUGGCCUCAGCCUUCAGGAGGCCCAGCAGAUUCUCAACGUCUCCAAGCUGAGCCCCGAGGAGGUCCAGAAGAACUACGAACACCUGUUUAAGGUGAAUGAUAAAUCCGUGGGUGGCUCCUUCUACCUACAGUCCAAGGUUGUCCGUGCAAAGGAGCGCCUGGAUGAGGAACUCAGAAUCCAGGCCCAGGAGGAGAGAGAGAAAGGGCAGAUGCCCAAAACGUGAUUGCUUGGCUCCCCUCUCCCUGCCAUCUUUUAACUUAUAGCUUGGUAAUAAAUCUCUUCCACAUUU